Molecule: messenger RNA, 513 nt
Organism: Stegodyphus dumicola
Lineage: Eukaryota; Metazoa; Arthropoda; Arachnida; Araneae; Eresidae
Gene: Rad17
Product: Rad17 checkpoint clamp loader component
Biological process (GO): DNA damage checkpoint signaling; mitotic DNA replication checkpoint signaling; DNA repair
Molecular function (GO): chromatin binding; DNA clamp loader activity
Source: RefSeq, a predicted model, not a curated record
AGUGUGCCAAAAAAUAUCUUUUAAUGUUGGUGACGAUCUUUGCGCGGUUUAAAUUAACUUAAUAAAUGAGUAACUGUGAAGAGUUAUAAUGUUUACAAGGUGGGAUGAUAGGUGUAAUUUUAUUCGAAACGCGUAAUAAAUAUAGUCUCUCGCAUUAGGAGAGACAUUUACACAUGGCAAGGAAAGGAGCAAAUUGUAAAAGAAAAUUUCCAUUUAAAACUAUAGAUAAAAUAUUAACAACAGAUUGUGAUGUACCGUGGGUCGUAAAAUUCGCACCUGAAACACUUGAGGAUCUAGCUGUACAUAAGAAGAAAGUGGCAGAAGUUGAAACCUGGUUUCAAGAUUUUUUCUCCCAACAUGAAUCUUUCAAAAAAGCUCCAAUUUUGCUGUUGACUGGUCCUCCAGGUGCUGGAAAAACAACAACAAUCAAAAUCAUUUCUAAAAAAUUAAAUGCUGAAUUAUUUACUUGGUCAAACUCUAAGCAAGAAAAUUCUAAGGCUAUUGCUUUUAAUG